Strongylus vulgaris is the source of this 678-nucleotide messenger RNA. The record is from the annotation of a GenBank genome assembly. Lineage: Eukaryota; Metazoa; Nematoda; Chromadorea; Rhabditida; Strongylidae.
AUGUACGCACUUUUGCUGAUCCUCGCUGUCACUGCAUUCGCCGAGGACGCCUCGACUCAAACUCGGCCAUUUUGUUUACAAUCACGAGUGAAAGUACCCACUAGGGAAGUUUGUACUCUUCGUUCAGAAAGUGUAGGUGAUCAGCCGAAAUACUUGAUUAAAAAGAUUUAUAUUCGAAAUCUCUCUAUGCCAAUGUAUAAUCAAUCGUAUGCUUUACACCUCUAUCGUGAUGCCUUCAUCGUUGCCAGCAAGUUCCCUCAAUCGAUUUAUGCUGUUGAAAACAUGGAUCUUGUAACCCUUGACGAUCGACACUCGUUUCCAACGCAGUCAUUUGAAAUCAUCAAGGGUCUUCUCAAUGUCCGAUUUGAGAGAAUCAAUCCUGGAGCUAAUGCCACUCAUUCUGUUGUUAUCCGACCACGCCAAUUCGGAGUGUUCAACUACACCUCUGCUCAGGUUACUUACACUUCCGAAGACAGCAGCGAUAUCCGAGUGGGAUACACUAAUGCUCCUGGAGAGGGCUACAUCUACCGUCUGAAGGAAUACGAGCGCAAAUUUGCUCCCAAAUACAUCUAUUGGAUUGUUUUCUUUAUCCUUAUUGCACCCACAACUCUCGGAUCUUAUCUUGCCUAUUCGAAGAGCAAGAACAAGUACGAGGAGCUAGCCAAGAAGAGAAACUAG